AGAGAGUUCCCAGCUCUUUCUAGAGCAACAUUAUAAAUAGCCUCAUUUGAGAUAAAGUGUCCAUCUACCUAUCCUCUAUUUCCUAAGAAGUUUCCAUCUACCUAUCCUCGAUGUCCACUCCAAUUAGUUGUAAUAGUAGGGUUUUGAUUUUAGUUUUGUUGGCAAUUUCUCUUGUUUAUGGAAAUGCAAGAAGUCUAUCCAAAGAAGAAUACAUGGAAUUGAAGGCACAGCUCAAGGUUCUUAAUAAGCCUGCUGUCAAGAGCAUUCAGACUGAACAUGGCGACAUCUUCGAUUGUGUGGACAUGUAUAAGCAACCUGCUUUCGAUCAUCCUUUGUUGAAGAAUCACACAAUCCAGAUGAGGCCCACUUCCUAUCCAGAAGGGAUGGAAAAUCAAGACCCUUUAAAUGCCAAUCUACAUAUUGGGCUUAAGGAUAGUGGAUGCCCACUUGGAACUGUACCCAUUCGACGGACUAAAAUGCAAGAUUUAAUGAGAACAAAAUCUCUCUCUGAUUAUGGUCGAAAAAAUGUAGAAAAUGGGUCCCAACUCAACUCCCCAUCUGGUCAUCACUAUGCUAUUGCAAACUUGUUGGAUCAGGUGCUUGGAACCCAAGUGACUGAAUGUGUGGGACCCAAUACUUCAAGAUCAAAGUCAAUUCAGUUUGGCCCAGUUAUGGAUUGUCAAUGGCCAAUCAGAUCAACUCAAUACGAUAGAGGCUGGAUGGAUCGUAACCUCUCAUUUGAUAGUGUCCAUCUACCUAUCCUCUGUUUCCUAACAAGUGUCCAUCUACCUAUCCUCUGUUUCCUAACAAGUGUAUCCUCGAUGUCCACUCCAAUUAGUUGUAAUAGUAGGAUUUUGAUUUUAGUUUUGUUAGCAAUUUCUCUUGUUUAUGGAAAUGCAAGAAGUCUAUCCAAAGAAGAAUACAUGGAAUUGAAGGCACAGCUCAAGGUUCUUAAUAAGCCUGCUGUCAAGAGCAUUCAGACUCAACAUGGUGAUAUCGACUGUGUGGACAUGUAUAAGCAGCCUGCUUUCGAUCAUCCUUUACUGAAGAAUCACACAAUCCAGAUGAGGCCCACUUCCUAUCCAGAGGGGAUGGGAAAUCAAGACCCUUCAAAUGCCAAUCUAGAGAUUGGGCUUAAAGAUGGUGGGUGUCCACUUGGGACCGUACCCAUUCCACGGACUAAAAUACAAGAGUUAAUGAGUGCAAAGUCUCUCUCUCAUUUUGGCAGAAAAAAUCUGGAAAAUAGACGACUAUACUCCACAGCUGGUCAUCAUCAUGCUAUUGCAAGUUUGUCUAGUCAGGUGUAUGGAACCCAAGUGACUAUGAAUGUGUGGAGCCCACAACUACAAGAUCAAAGGCAAUUCAGCCUGGCCCAGUUAUGGCUUCUCAAUGGCCUAAAUGAUCAGCUCAAUAGCAUAGAGGCUGGAUGGCAUGUAUAUCCUGGACUGUAUGGCGACUCGGUUCCACGGCUGUUUGUAUAUUGGACAGCAGAUGGUUACACAAGCACCGGCUGCUACAAUCUGAAGUGCCCUGGUUUUGUACAAGUUAGCGGAGAUAUAGCCGUUGGCUCUAUCAUACAACCAUCUUCUACCUACAACGGAGAUCAAGAGGAAACCACCUUCCAAGUAUUCAAGGAUUCAAGUACUGGUAAUUGGUGGCUGAUAUACGGAAACACUCAAGUGGGAUACUGGCCUAAGUCACUUUUCACAAGCUUGGCUGACAGUGCCUCUGUAGUUGAAUGGGGUGGUGAGGUGUAUACUGAAAGCACCCAAAGCCCCCAAAUGGGUAGUGGCCAUUUUCCUGAUGAAGGGUUCAAAAAGGCCUCUUAUAUGAGAAAGCUGAUGUUUGUGGACAACACCAACACUUUAAACGACAUCCCCGGUAACAGCCCUCUCUAUCAAGAUUUGCCUCAGUGCUACCAGGUGAUUGAUGGUGGCAACUUAGCUGGAGAUUGGGGUAGGAAUAUCUAUUUUGGUGGGCCAGGCGGAUGCUAGAGUUGUGAUGGACGGUGGAUUUUCAAUGGUUUUAUGCACUGUAAGCUUGACUCACAUAUGGGUUUUCUAACUAAGUGAUAAAUAAAUGGAGGAUUUAUCAAAAAUUCCCUACA
Magnolia sinica is the source of this 2107-nucleotide messenger RNA. Its product is annotated as protein neprosin-like. The coding region runs from base 111 to 1994 and encodes 627 amino acids. The record is from RefSeq and is a predicted model, not a curated record. Lineage: Eukaryota; Viridiplantae; Streptophyta; Magnoliopsida; Magnoliales; Magnoliaceae. The transcript has 11 exons.